This is a messenger RNA of Cryptomeria japonica (Japanese cedar), 1200 nucleotides long. Its product is annotated as lon protease homolog, mitochondrial-like. The transcript has 5 exons. The coding region runs from base 382 to 1200 and encodes 272 amino acids. The record is from RefSeq and is a predicted model, not a curated record. Gene Ontology annotation, molecular function: ATP-dependent peptidase activity; ATP binding; single-stranded DNA binding. Gene Ontology annotation, biological process: chaperone-mediated protein complex assembly; protein catabolic process; mitochondrion organization. Lineage: Eukaryota; Viridiplantae; Streptophyta; Pinopsida; Cupressales; Cupressaceae. Gene Ontology annotation, cellular component: mitochondrial matrix.
UAAACGUAUACCAUUCGUAUCCAACAUCUAGUACGCAUACGAUUAAUAUACGUUUCAUAAAAUGACAUUCAUCGAGGGUUUUUGAAGGGUUUUGCAAACAAUAUCAGGAAAAACCUAGUGCGCAAGCCUGCCUACCAGGGCCAUUCAAGAACCAGAGACCUACAAAACAGUAUUUUGCGAGCUAAAUUGUGAGACAAGUGCGUUCGGGAAAUUACAAUGAACAAUUUUUUAAAACUGAGAGCUGCAAGUUUUGGUCAAAACUCAAUCAUUUUGGCCCUGGGAAGCUCGAGUUCCGCCAAAUUUUAAACUCAGAAAGUUUGAUAGAAACAAAUUCGUAUUUCUAGCCACAUUAGGCUUUUCCCUCAUUUGGCAUCCUAUCUAAUGCUUAAAGUGCUAUCGCCUUCGACUUCUUCUUCACAGAGUCUGAUAAGAAGACUCGCGUUCGGAGUUUCGAACCCAUGCCUUCCUAGCAGUAUUCUUCCGCGGGGCGGCAGGUCACCGUUGCUGCGGUUUUGGGAGCAGAAUAACGAUGUGGUUCAUUUGGCGUAUCGAUGGCGCUGUUUUUGCUCGGAUUCAGGAAAAGGCGGCGACGGUUCGGACGCCGGGGGAUCGUCGGAGGGAGGUUCUUCAGGUGGGAGCGGCGGGAACGUUAAGGGAGAGGCGGCGGGUGCUGCGGUUGAAGAAGCGCCCUUGAAAGCAUCUUCGUCGGCAAUUGUUUCAACCAAUCCACGUCCAGAGGAUUAUCUGACGGUCAUUGCUUUGCCACUGCCACAUAGGCCUUUGUUUCCAGGUUUCUAUAUGCCAAUUUAUGUGAAGGAUCCAAAACUUUUAGCUGCAUUGAUAGAGAAUCGUAAGAGAUCUGUACCUUAUGCUGGUGCUUUUUUGGUCAAAGAUGAGGCUGGAAGCGACUCUCGUUUUGUGUCUGGUAGUGAAACAGAGAAAAAUAUAUAUGAAUUGAAAGGGGAAGCUCUUUACAAGCGUUUGCAUGAAGUUGGCACAUUGGCUCAGAUUACUAGUAUACAAGGUGAUCAAGUGGUUCUAAUUGGCCACCGACGUCUGCGGAUCACUGAGAUGGUUAGUGAGGAUCCCCUUACAGUUAAAGUGGACCACAUUAAGGUUUGUAUCUCUCUUGUUUUUUUUCAUUAUAUAUUUUUUUCUUCUAAGAUCUUCGUACUUUCCACUAAAGAAAUUUUGUGCUAG